GCCUUGUUCAGCACCGGCCCCCGUCCAAACGCUUCCCCCCGGCACGGUAGCGUUGCAAUCAUGGCAUCCAAUUCGACGACCUCAGUCGACAAGAAGGUUGAGACGGAAGGCUCCCUCAACACCUACAGACCGACUGUUGGGAACCAGGAGGUCGAUGUCGCGGCAGAGCUGACCGCAGGCAAGGAGAUCAGCUUCACGCCGGAGGAGGCUGAGCGAGUACGGCGGAAGAUUGACAUGCAUCUCAUGCCUCUCAUGUGUAUUCUGUACAGGAUGCAAUUUGCCGACAAGACAACACUGGGACAGUCUGCUAUCCUUGGGCUAUUUGAGGGUGCACACAUAGACCAAAACCAGUUCAACUGGUUGGGCACAAUCUUCUACCUCUUCUUCUUGGUCUUCGAAUGGCCUCAGAAUGUUGCUCUCCAAUACCUCCCUGUGGGCAAAUGGAUGAGCUUCAACAUCUUCGUAUGGGCUGUUGCUCUGCUCUGCCAUGCUGCUGCAACCAGCUUCGGUGGACUCUUCGCAUGCAGAGUCUUCCUCGGUAUCUGUGAGGGUGCAAUCACCCCAGGUUUCCUCUUGGUCACCGCCAUGUUCUACACGCGCAAGGAGCAAUCUCAGCGGGUGGGCUACUGGUUCCUCAUGAACGGUUUCGCCAUCAUCAUGCUUGGCCUUAUUGCCUUCGGUGUGCUGCACGUCAAGUCUACCACCUUUAUGGCCUGGCAAUGGCUGAUGAUCAUUUUCGGCGCAAUUACGCUAAUUGUCUCAGUACUAUUCUGGUUCUUCUUCCCUGAUUCGCCCGCCAAUGCAUGGUUCCUGACGCCCGAGGAGCGAAUCAUCGCCGUCGAACGCAUCAAGGUCAACCAGGCCGGUGUCGAGAACAAGCACUUCAAACUUGAGCAGCUGAAGGAGUGUCUCUACGACCCUAAGACAUGGCUCUUCUUCUUCAUGUCUGCUAUCUCGAACGUGACGAAUUCGCUGAGUAACCAACGUCAAAUCAUCGUGGCCGGCUUUGGCUUCAGCGUAGGCAACACGACGCUUAUUGGAACGGUGGACGGAGCCGUCGAAAUUAUUGUCAUCCUCUGCACGGUGACUUCGGCAACGUACUGGAAGAACGGUCGCGCCUACUCCGCGACCCUCGCCUACGCCGUGGCUAUCCUCGGCUCCAUUCUCGUGAGCGCGCUCCCAGACCACCGAGUCGGCCUGCUGUUCUGCUAUUGGCUCUCAGUCACAUCGAUCGCGCCGUUCGUUGUCAUCCUCGCAUGGUCCGCGGCCGUGACGGCAGGGCACACGAAGCGCACGACGAUGAAUGCCGUGGUUAUGAUCGGCUACGCCGUCGGGAAUGCCGCUGGACCUCAGUACUGGAAGGCGUCCUACCAGCCGCGAAACCAUAUCCCGUGGGCGAUCCUGUCGGCGUGUUGGUUCGCGACCGCUGUUCUCCUCAUAGCGACGCGCGUGUACUUGUCGAUGGAGAACAGGAAGCGCGACAGGGAGGGGCGCGACGCGAAGUAUGACGAGGUGUUCAUCACCCGCGUCAGGGACGAUGGGACGAAGGAAGAUGUCAAGGUCGAUAAGGAAUUCCUGGAUCUCACUGAUAUUCAAAACCGCGACUUCCGCUACGUGCUUUAACGCUUUGAGAUGAAAUAUUUAUGACGUUCUUAAAUAUCCCGGUCCACCUGUAUGAUUUUACUAAUCCUCUGGAUUUGUCGCCCUUUCGUAUAUAGCACAUAUUAGCGUUCACACAGCGGGCGUGGUACGUCGUUGCUAGAUUGAAAUUGAGGCUUUGUCUUCAG
Messenger RNA from Phanerochaete carnosa HHB-10118-sp, 1787 nucleotides. RefSeq lists its product as uncharacterized. NCBI's taxonomy places the organism in Eukaryota, Fungi, Basidiomycota, Agaricomycetes, Polyporales, Phanerochaetaceae. The record is from RefSeq and is a predicted model, not a curated record. The transcript has 15 exons. Gene Ontology annotation, molecular function: transmembrane transporter activity. Gene Ontology annotation, cellular component: membrane. Gene Ontology annotation, biological process: transmembrane transport. The coding region runs from base 61 to 1623 and encodes 520 amino acids.